GGUUACCGUUACCUAAACACGUCUGUGGUUGUCGUAGUUACGACAGGCGUUGAAACAAGGACACUUGUAGCUUCCCUCGUGAAUACCUUAAACGUUUGCCAUUAACAAUGUGAAAAAAUACCGAGACAUUCAUGUCUUGUUUGACAUUUACGUAUUAUUUUCUUCUUUCAACGCCUGGCGUAACUACGACAACCAAAGACACAUUCGGCUAUCAACAGUCUCCAGUUAACACGGUCACUCGUUAAACCGAAACACCCACACGCGCCUCUUGUCACCUUGGCAACUUAAACAAGCGUUUGUGUGGACGUUUCCAUGGGGAGCAGUCGCGCGCGCACACACACACACACGCGCGCGCGCUUUAUCGUAAGUUCUAGGUUUCGAUACUGCGCGAGUUUUAUCUGAGGAAACGUCGCUAUCAGUGGAGCCAGACACUGGAGGAGAGGAGCUGCACCUCUAAAUGGAUCACAUAGGGACUGUGUCAACUGUUGGCUGAGCUACAUCACCACCGCUUUUUAAACAAUGGAUCAGUUACUGCAAGAUGAGUUUUGAGCUUCAAGAAUUGGCGAUCAUCGUCACGUACCGGCCAACAGAAAGUUCUUCCUCCUGGGAAGAGACAGAUUAAAUCCUCCUUGAAGAGGCUGGUGAAUCAGAGGCAAUUCUUUAGCAGAAGAGGACAGGAAACAGGGAAGACAGUUGAUCAAUGAGUCAGUGCUGUGUUUCCACAACUUGUUUUAUGAAUAAGGACAGUUAACAAGCUAAUGAAACCAUCUUGAGAGAUGAUGAAUCGCUACACCACCCUGAGACAGCUGGGUGAUGGCACCUACGGGAGUGUGCUGAUGGGGAGAAGCAAUGAGUCUGGAGAACUGGUGGCUAUCAAGAGAAUGAAGAGGAAAUUUUAUUCAUGGGAAGAGUGUAUGAACCUAAGAGAGGUGAAGUCACUGAAGAAGCUGAACCAUGCGAAUGUAGUGAAACUGAAGGAGGUGAUCAGAGAGAACGAUCACCUCUACUUUGUCUUUGAGUAUAUGAAGGAGAACCUCUACCAGCUUAUGAAGGACAGAGAGAAUAAGAUGUUCUCAGAAAAUGAAAUUAGGAACAUCAUGUUUCAAGUGCUAUCUGGGUUGGUUUUUGUACAUAAGCAUGGUUUCUUUCAUCGAGACAUGAAGCCAGAGAAUCUGCUGUGUAUGGGUCCAGAACUGGUCAAAAUAGCCGAUUUUGGACUGGCCAGAGAGAUCCGCUCCAAACCUCCCUACACAGACUAUGUAUCAACUAGAUGGUACCGAGCUCCCGAGGUCCUACUCAGGUCAUCUACCUACAGCUCUCCUAUUGACCUGUGGGCUGUGGGCUGCAUCAUGGCUGAACUCUACACUCUUAGACCUCUUUUCCCAGGGAACAGUGAAGUGGAUGAGAUCUUUAAGAUCUGCCAAGUCCUAGGCACCGUCAAAAAGACGGAUUGGCCAGAAGGCUACCAACUAGCAUCUGCUAUGAACUUUCGGUUUCCCCAAUGUGUGCCGACCCACCUGAAGACCCUCAUCCCCAAUGCCAGCAAUGAGGCCAUCACCCUGAUGAGGGACCUGUUACAGUGGGACCCAAAAAAAAGACCCACUGCUGUACAGGCCCUACGGUAUCCGUACUUCCAGGUUGGCCAAAUCUUAGGGCCUCGUCCUCAGAGCCAAGAGGUUAAGAAGGUCCAGGCCAGGCCACCGGCCCAGAAGCAGACCUCAGAGCCCAAAUCUGAUCCCCAGCAGUCUUCUUCUGAGUCCAAAGCCUCCACAUCGUCCUCCAGAAAUCAACAGCAGCAGCAGCAGCAGCAUCAUCAGCCUCUUCAGCAGAUCCCCCUUCCCCAAACUGAGAGUAAACUGGGUGGCUUCAGCCAUGCAAAAGCAGCAUCGCUGGGCAGUGAGAACACCGUUGGUGGUGGUGGGUUGGCGGUGCUGAAGAGUGGCCGUCGUCGCUGGGGCCAGACAGUGGCCAAGACCUCAGACAGCUGGGAGGAAUCUGACCCUUCAGAAACCGCCGCCUCCAACUCCAAGAAACCCAGCCUGGGGAACGUAGAGGAGGAGAGGAUCCCUAAGGAGCACCGCCUACAGCCCAAGGAGCCGAAACCUCUGUAUUCUUUCAGCACAGUUACUAAGUUACCCAACAAUGUUAAGAUUGGCCAAAUCGACUCAAAUCUCCCAGGAUCUGCCGCACGGCAGCACUAUCUGAGCCAGUCACGAUACUUACCAGGGUUGAUCGGCAAGAAUCAGACUCCUUCCGGAGAUAAGGAGCUGAGUGGUAUGACACUGCGUGACCUGUGGGAGAACUCCUCCAACACUGUAAAUAAACCACUCGCUCCUAUUGGAGGAGGAUUAUCUGUCACCAGAGCCAACGCAGAAGAGAAUGCCUCUAAGUCUGUGGAUAGCCCACCAGAGAAAACUGUUGUUAAAGAAAGAAUACUGGAGAAAAUUGAUCUCUCCAAAGGGAACUUUGUAAGCACCAAAUACAACCUGUCUGGUGCUUAUAUGCCUUCAUUCCAAAAGAAAGAGGUGGGCUCAGUGGGACAGAGAAUCCAACUUGCCCCUUUGGCUGGCCAGCACACAAUCAAUCUUUCUUCUUCUUCUCCUGACAAUAAAAAAGACAAAUCAAAACAUGCAAAGGCCAAGCCCAUAUCCAACUCAUCUUUGAGUGAGACUAAUGAAGAUUACGAGGGCUGGAAGAGGAGGGCAGACAGGACUCAGUUGAAGGGGAGCAGCUACUCAGCCUUGGGGAAAACCUCUGGGAAUCUCAUGACCAGAGCUCCCGCCGUGCAGCCGGUCCACGGCAGGGUGGACUGGACAUCCAAAUAUGGUGGAAAUCGAUAGUUCAGAGCGAGAAGGUGGUACAGCUGCUACUGUUUGCUGGACAGUGUUGGCUAAUGGUACACAUCUUUGGCUAAGGAGGUUAACCAUACUAAAACUCUUAAUCUUACAAAA
Molecule: messenger RNA, 2951 nt
Organism: Larimichthys crocea (large yellow croaker)
Lineage: Eukaryota; Metazoa; Chordata; Actinopteri; Sciaenidae
Gene: mak
Product: male germ cell-associated kinase
Exons: 16
Coding region: 777-2840 (687 amino acids)
Biological process (GO): protein phosphorylation
Molecular function (GO): protein kinase activity; ATP binding
Source: RefSeq, a predicted model, not a curated record